UUUUUUCUUUUUUAUCGAGCAUAAACGUCUGGGUUUACCAACGUUUAUGGUUGGUUUUUGCCUGCAAAAUACAUUAUUGUGUGUUUUUUAUGUUUUUGUGAAUAACUUGAAUAUUAGAUUUCGGAAAACGAAAAUAUUUGUGCAGAUUUAAAUGCAGUUGAGAUAAAUAUAGUGUAUAGGGAAUGCAGUAUAAAUUUAAAGAUUUAUUAUAAAACUUUAACAGUGUAAGACAAUGAAUACAGGAGAGCUGAAUUGCUCGGCGAUCCCUAGCUUCCUGGCUUCUACUACAAGCCUUGUAUUACAACCUGGUUCGAUCAUCAGAACAGUACCGAUGGAUGCCGAAUCUCUCCUGUUAGAAACAGCCACCAAACACUCGGGUCCCGCGCGUAAAGGUUCGCUGGACGAUCUGGCUGCGUCCAGGGAAUCAAAAGUUCCAGUUGUGAAAGCUUCCGCGAAAGGAAGAAGACCAAAAAGUCUGAUAACUGAGAUUCAACCAGGAUUUGAGCUUGGUAUGGGCAUGUUGGCAGACAGGCCAAUGUGUGGUUCUUGUGGCAAGUACUUUAUGAGCCGACAGCAGCUUAACCAGCAUAUGCUCGUUCACACAGACGUACGGAAGUAUAAGUGUACAUACUGUCAGCGAACAUUUAAACAACCGUCUCAUUUACAUCAACACCAUCGCAUACAUACAGGUGAAAAGCCGUACAAAUGUCCAAUGCCUGGAUGCUUUCGAGCGUUUCCGCAGCAGUCAAACUUGAACCACCACCUACGUAACCAUGAUAAACCAGCCCCACCCCCGGAAAACACAUGUUCAUUAUGUAUGCGAGUCUACGCCAGUGAGACGGUGCUACGUAGUCAUAUAUCUAAGAUUCAUAUGUGCGAUCCAGAUAUGCUGCUUGGUGCUAGGAAAAAAACACUGACAAAAGAUAUUUCUCAAACUGGCGAAAAUGUUGCCCAGGUUAUUUCGCCUUCCAGUGAAGACAUUAGGCGGAUAAAAUUUGUCGAAACAAAUAACAACGAUUCCAGUGAUGAAAGUAAUAUUCAAACACAAUGCGCUAUUGGGAAACACAUGGAUAAUCUGACAAACUCUAGUUUGGUGCCCAAACAAGAAACUGUUAAUGGAAGCAAUGCAAGUGCACACUUUGGUUAUGUGCAGGAAAGCGAUGAUCUAAGCGAGAAAAAUCGAAGCACAUACCAACGAAGACAUAAUGUCAAAGCAUUUGUUGUAAAGGACACGGUAACUGGGAAAAAUACAAGCACAAAAAUAGUUCAAGCAAACAAUAGCAUGUUUCAUAACACACCGAUCAAAGCGGACAACAAUUUAUUGCACCAUUUCAUCGCAACCACAACACACGGACCCGCUUUUAAUGGAGGCAAUGACUUAGAUAUGAUACACAUGAAUGGAACUGGCGGGAAAGUGGAUGCUUUCGAAGCUGUUGUUACUUCCAAUUCAAACCUUUCUCAGUUUAUGUUAAACACGAAUGUUAAUGAUAAACUUCAUUCAGAUAUGCCAGUAUCCGAUGAAACAGUGCCAUCACAUGUUGGUAGAUCAAGAAAACGAAAAGCUUUUCAACCCCAGAGAAUCAUUCAAAAACUUGAUAUGAAUGACGACCAAGAACAUAACGCCACUACACCUUUCUAGGACCUGCAAACAAUGAAUCAAAAGCUAUAUAAAUACAAUGGACAGGUAUCAUUUCAGACCACAACCAUAUGCUGAAAACCUUCUUAUUUUAUCUGCGUGUUUUGCGUGUUCAUCAAUAGAACCCAGAUAGAGAUCUGUCGUAGUUCCCUGUUCGUCCAUGAAGACUAUGACUGCCUUAACAAAAGAGGAUGACAUGCCGGUACAAUGUCCACAGCAUAGACUUGUACCAACGCUUUAUACCACUAUAUCAUGUUCAAAACAUGAAAACAGUGGAACCGCAUAGACAUGUACAUCACUUUACACCACUAUAUCAUGUUACAGUCUAACAGCGUAGACUUAUACACCACUACUCAAGUUUAAAACAUGAAAUUAGUGGAGCAGAGUAGACUUAUAUACCAUUAUAUGAUCUAAAAAAACAGCACUUAAUCAUGUUUAAAACAUGCAAACUGUGGAUCAGCACUAUAUCACGUUUAAAACAUGAAAACGGUGGAACAGCAUAGUGUUGACGUGGAAAUAUAUCAAUAUUAUCAAAAUCAAUUUCUUUUAAUCAAGUUGUUUUUCCUAUCCAGAAAAGUUAGAAAUAUAUCUUGUUUAAUAAUAUCUGUCAUGUGUUUAAGAAUCGGAUAGACAUAUCCGUCCCGAGGGCACCUGCGCAUUGGGCGGUAACGAGGCUUGCCGAGGGACGGAUAUUUCUAUCCGAUUCGUAAAAACAUGACUGAUGUUGUUUCUUAAAUAUCGUAUACAUAUUUAAGCUUUUUAUUCUGAAAGAUUAUUUUUCUUGCAUAGAAUAGAAUAAAUAAAGCAAACAGAAAUAC
Molecule: messenger RNA, 2454 nt
Organism: Mercenaria mercenaria
Lineage: Eukaryota; Metazoa; Mollusca; Bivalvia; Venerida; Veneridae
Product: oocyte zinc finger protein XlCOF8.4-like
Exons: 4
Coding region: 233-1639 (468 amino acids)
Biological process (GO): regulation of transcription by RNA polymerase II
Cellular component (GO): transcription regulator complex; PcG protein complex
Molecular function (GO): DNA-binding transcription factor activity, RNA polymerase II-specific; RNA polymerase II cis-regulatory region sequence-specific DNA binding
Source: RefSeq, a predicted model, not a curated record